CCGGCGCGCCAUGCAUGCAUGAUACAUACAGUGUGCAUAUUAUUUGUAAUCGUCGAUUGGGAACCUGUACAGAAGUGUCGCAAAAUAACACGAGUUGAAUAUCCCAGGUUGCGUGGUGCCCCCCAGGUACCCCCGAGAUGGCUGAAGCCCAUGCUGCCGUGGCAUUCCAGUUCACGGUCACCCAUGAAGGCAUCGACUUUGACAUCAACCAUGAAGCGCUGAAAGCAGUCUUUGAGAGCGGCAGACGAUCAUGGGUGAAGAAAUUCAGGCGUUUCCAGAAUGGCAUGGUGAACACCACCUAUCCUGCCAGCCCACUGAGUUGGUUAGCCGUAGUGACAGCAGUCACAGCGUGCUCCCUGGCCCGCCUGGAUCCAUCCAUGGGAAUGAUUGAUAAACUCAAGGAGAACGUCUUACCAGUGAACUAUCUUGGGCCGGCCCCAACCAUCUAUCUGUCCACUGUCAUCUUUGCCACACUGCUGUGGCUGGGCAUCAUCUUCACGCUACGGUUCAUCUUGAAGCGACUGCUCUCCUACAAGGGGUUCAUGUAUGAGGGGCGGGGCAAAAUUUCUCUCAAGACCAAGAUAUGGGGGAUGCUGUUGAGGUGCUUCGUUACCAGUAAACCUCGUCUGUUCAGCUAUCAGAAUGCGCUGCCCAAUUUGCCUCUGCCGCCACUUCAAGACACAAUGAGAAGGUAUCUGCUGUCCGUGCGUGGGUUCCUUAACGACGAAGAGUUUGAACGCAUGGAGCUUCUCGUCAAGGACUUUGAGGUGGGGCUCGGGCCACGCCUACAGCGAUACCUCAAACUGAAAUGGUGGUGGUCCACCAACUAUGUGAGUGAUUGGUGGGAGGAGUAUGUGUACCUGCGGGGGCGGGAUCCGAUCAUGGUCAACAGCAACUACUACGGAAUGGAUUCCAUUGCCAUGGCGCCCACAUACAUCCAGGCAGCUCGCGCAGCCAACUUCACCCUCAGCCUCCUGCGUUUCCGCCGUGAGAUCGAACGUGAGACGCUCAAACCGCUCAUCAUGCAAGGCAUGGUCCCGCUCUGCUCCUACCAGUAUGAGCGGCUGUUCAACACCACGCGCAUCCCGGGACUCGAGUCCGAUACGCUGGUCCACCACAAAGACAGCAAGCACAUCGUCGUCAUCUGUAGAGGACGCUUCUACAAACUGGUCUUCCAGGUGAACGCAACCAUGCUGAACCCUGCUGAACUUCAGAAGCAGUUCCAGUGGAUAAUUGAUGACCCCAGCGAACCAGUGGAUGGAGAGGAGCAUCUGCCUGCCCUCACUGCCGGGGACAGGAUUCCCUGGGCUCUGGCUCGACAGCGGUUCUUCACCCGAGGCGUCAACAAGAUCUCCCUCAGAGCCAUCGAGAUGGCGGCCUUCAUUGUUGUCCUCGACGACGAAGCACAAGAUUAUGAUGUUGAACCACUGAAGGGGAUACUGGCCAAUCAAAAACUGCCGCCAUGGUAUAAAGGGCGACCCCAAGAGUCCACUGACAACCAGUUUCCCACGCCUGUCAAAGAUAACUGGAACCAGAAUCGCAUGCUGGAUAGGUUCAGCCACUCCCUGCUAGCCGGCAACGGACACAAUCGCUGGUUUGACAAGUGCUUCAACCUUGUCAUCUUCAAGAACGGACGCAUGGGCGUCAACGCUGAGCACUCACUUGCGGACGCCCCUGUCAUGGCUCAUCUCUUUGAGUACGCCUUUGGUGAAGACAUCAUGGAUAUUGGAUACAACGAUGAUGGUUCCUGUAAGGGGGAGGUCAAGGCCACGUAUGCACCACCCUUGCGCCUCAAGUUCGAGCUGUCAGAAGAGGUCACUGCAGUGAUUGAGACCAGUCUACAGACCGCCAAGAAGAUCUCCGAUGAUCUGGAUUUCCACCUGCUUGUGCACAACCAGUUUGGCAAGGGGGCUAUGAAGAAGUGCAAAGUCAGCCCCGAUGCCUUCAUUCAGAUGGGCAUGCAGCUGGCCUACUUCAGGGAUGCCGGCAAGUUCAACUUGACCUACGAGGCGUCCAUGACCCGUCUGUUCAGAGAUGGCCGAACUGAGACUGUGCGACCCUGUACCAUCAGCUCAUGUGACUUUGUCAGGUGCAUGGAAGACCCCUCAACAACCAGGGAGCAGCGUCUUGCUGCCUUCCGCAAGGCAUGUGAAACCCAUGUGACUGGUUACCGUGACGCCAUGUGCGGCAUGGGUAUCGAUCGUCAUCUCUUCUGCCUCUAUGUUGUCUCCAAGUACCUGAAUGAGGAGUCUCCAUUCUUGCAGAAGGUGCUGAGCGAACCAUGGCGUCUAUCCACAAGCCAGACACCACAUCAGCAGAUGAACAAGCUCGACAUCAGCAAGCAUCCAGAGUUCAUCUCUGCCGGUGGAGGCUUUGGCCCGGUGGCCCAUGAUGGCUAUGGUGUGUCAUACAUCAUCGCUGGUGAGGACGUCAUCUUUUAUCACGUCUCCGGUAACAAGUCCUCGGGCAACACGGACUCCUGGCGAUUUGCCAAGGGCAUCGCAAAAGCCAACAACGACAUCCUUGCGCUCUUCCAGUAAACAUCAGCAACGUCUCCGACAAGCCUCAACAAAUCCGAUAGAUACACUGGUAUUCAACUUCAUUUUUUUUUUUUUUUACCGAUAAGUUUUAUUUAUUUGGGUGCUGUUAAUUUUACAGCCAGUUGUUAAAACACAUGUACAUGAAAGUUUGUUUUGAACCACCCAAGGUAGAGUCUUUGUAGGUUUUAACGGGCAAAGUCUCUUCUUUUUUUGCAUUUCAGUAAUUCAGUCAAAACAAUUCUUAGUUGCCUGUAAUUAUCAAUUCAUCUUGAGGGUUUUCGGUUAAUUUUCUUAAAAAUGUGAUCACCAGCUGUCUUAGGCCAAAAAAAAUAUAUAUUUCUGCUUCCGAUUACAUGGCAUUCG
This is a messenger RNA of Patiria miniata (bat star), 2903 nucleotides long. RefSeq names its product carnitine O-palmitoyltransferase 1, liver isoform-like. The record is from RefSeq and is a predicted model, not a curated record. The transcript has 19 exons. Gene Ontology annotation, molecular function: carnitine O-palmitoyltransferase activity. Lineage: Eukaryota; Metazoa; Echinodermata; Asteroidea; Valvatida; Asterinidae. The coding region runs from base 138 to 2540 and encodes 800 amino acids. Gene Ontology annotation, cellular component: mitochondrion. Gene Ontology annotation, biological process: carnitine metabolic process; fatty acid metabolic process.